AUGUCUCCGCAGUGCACGCAGUUGAGCGGCGUCUGUGGAUCGCUUCACGUCUCCGCUAGCAGCCCUCACCAUCUUUUACAUAUGGCUGACACCGUAGCUCUGAACCGUUCACGGGUCAAAGCAUUGCCGAUGAAGAUCAGUCCACAACACAGCACUUCAAGUCCUCGCAAGACACCCCACUGCAAGACGUGUCAGCGGUCUCGUGCUGGCCACCCACGCUCAGGGUGCCCCUAUACUGACUCUCUCGCUCCUGGAAUAAACUCGCUCGAGGCGCUCCAGAUUGAUUCCUCUAUUGACGAGAAACAUGGACGACAACCAUCGAAGUCACCAGUGCCCCACACAAGCAUCGCAAGGGACGACAGUCCGCCAUGGAGGCCCUCCACUCCCAAGGCUGAGCAAUCACAUCACACCGCCAAAGCGUGCUCUCUGGGUCACAAAGUUGGCCAAGACGAGCAACACAUGUUCUUCGAUCGGGCAAGAUUGACUUUAGAGGGAUCUGUGGUCAUCUUGAAGCACCCAAAGGAUGGUAUUGCCGAUCUUCUCGCCGAGGCAAAGACGGUUGGACUUGCUGCAGAGGUGAUUGGCUCGCUGGGCAAAAAUAGUCGGUUGGUGGUGUUUGGGAGAGAUGGGGAAUUGUUGAGCAAAGUCGGGCAUGUCGGAGGUUCGAAGAAGGAGGCUGUCGACAAGGUGUGCGAGAACGAGGUGAAGAAGGGGUGCUAUUCAGCACUGGUUGUUGGUGGGGCAGGCACAGUGGUCGGUGCUGUGGCUACCUGGAUGGCACUGGCCUUCUUAUGA
Laetiporus sulphureus 93-53 is the source of this 795-nucleotide messenger RNA. RefSeq lists its product as uncharacterized. NCBI's taxonomy places the organism in Eukaryota, Fungi, Basidiomycota, Agaricomycetes, Polyporales, Laetiporaceae. The coding region runs from base 1 to 795 and encodes 264 amino acids. The record is from RefSeq and is a predicted model, not a curated record. The transcript has a single exon.